Myripristis murdjan (pinecone soldierfish) is the source of this 2502-nucleotide messenger RNA. RefSeq lists its product as uncharacterized. The coding region runs from base 278 to 1087 and encodes 269 amino acids. The transcript is spliced from 3 exons. The record is from RefSeq and is a predicted model, not a curated record. Lineage: Eukaryota; Metazoa; Chordata; Actinopteri; Holocentriformes; Holocentridae.
CAUCAGCAGACUGGUGUUCAAACAGGAGACAUGGGACUCUGGAGUCACGGGGGGAAACCUCUUGUCAGCGACACACCACAACAACACAAACCAGGGAAAGGAAGUCACGUCUAGUCGAGGACGAUGAGAGAAAAUGUCUUUCUUUGCUCCAGCUAACUUAACGGACCGGGAGUGAAGAAGUUUAAAUGAGGACUGAAUUUAUCCGCGCAUUUCUGACACCUAGGGCGAAGUGCCACACCUUCGUUUAGCGCAACAGCUCCAUUACACAGCUGGCCAAAUGGGGUGCCGAUGCUGCAGGAUGAUAAAAAGCUACAUCUAUGACCCCUCUGUAGCGGUGGAUGGGAGGAAGAGCGACUCUGCGGGCAGCUCUCUGUACCAUCCCCACCAAUUUUCAGGCGAGCCCCCCGGGAGCAACCCGCUCAACAGCCAUGACAAGCAAAAGCAGGGCUUCCACAACCUGGGCUACAGCAAGUCCAACGACGGCACGCUAAAACUAGAGGCAGACAACAACUAUGUCAACAGGCUGCACAGCACUGGUGCCGCCUCCGAGAGGGAGCUCCCUCGGCAGGGGAGCGGGAUGCACCCAGAGGGGGGUCUGUACAUCAUCCAGCCGGAAGCUCUGGGACCGAGAUGGGUGACGCAGGACAGAGGGCCGAGCCAGGUGCCUGUUUACCCCAACAUACAGGAGUAUGAGAGCGCAAGGAACGGGUGGGACCCCUCAAUCAGCGACGGGUGCGGGACAGGGAGUGAAAGCCUGUCAGUGGACGAGAUAGAUGAGGGUGUGGGAGGGACCCCGGAGUACCCCUGCGACACGGGGGAUGAAGGGAGCAUCCUGUCAGGGGACGUCCACACCAGCACCACCAGCGUGUCCUCAGCUGACACCAGGGAUGACCACAGAGCACGAAAGACUCCGGACCUUUCCACCUUGGAGAGUGGAAUUUCGGUGACAAAGAGUGAGGACGAGGAAGAAGGGAGGGACGAGGAGGAGGAGGAUGAGGAGGAGGAAGUGCAAAGCGUCACAGACUCAAUGGUAGCAGAAGCUCUCGCCGCGCUGGAAGCCGCCACGGCUGGGGAAGACUGUGAGUGACAGCCUCACUGCAUUUGAGCACGAACGCACUUCCUCUCUCUGAUCUCUCCACAUUGACUCGGAUUCGAAGACGGUGUGUCAGCAUCCAAAACCACAAUGCAACUUUGCCAUAGUGCUGAAUCAAAGCUCUAGUCUUUGUAUAUAAUCGAGGAACACGGAGUGAACGCAGAUAAAAUGAAGGAAAACUGUGUUUACAAAAACAUGCACAUUUAUUUUCAAACCAGAGUCAUGGAUAUGUCUUUUUUUUUAUUGUGGUCACAAAGACAAAAAAUGGAAAUGUCAGCCUUGUGAAGGAAAGGACAGCUUUUUUCAUGCAGCAAUGUUUGCAUAAACCCACAAAUGAAGAAACAUGAGCUUGUAGACUGUGAAUAUUGCCUGCAGCCAUAUAGAAAGUCCAGUUGAACCCAGUGUGUUAUACACUCCUUGGUCUGAAAAACAUCUGCACACACACUGCUUUGCCAUAUCAGUACUGCCUGUGCGCAGAUAUUAGUUAAUACACCACACGCUGUAUGAGUUUUAUUCUAAAAUAUUGUGUAUACCCAUUACAAUAUGACUUCAAAUUCAUCUGCUGACAGUGAAACAGGAUUCAGCCGCUUGUCAGUUUCCAGAGCUUAAAUAACUAAAAUCCCGUUUGUCCAAUCUUUGUGGCAUCAAUAUUUUUGACUUUUAUCACAUUGCAUAUCUCGUUUUAGAACAAAACUCCUCACAGGCUAAACACCAGUGCAUACUCUUCUAUGUAUGUGUGUAAUAUUUACAUAGAGAAUAUGCUGUAGCUUGCCAUAGCUUUUUGUCUCUUCAGGGAGCUCGUCCUUGUUUCACUGUGCGAGCGAAACAGGAAAGGUCAUCAAAUUCAUUUUUUUUGUUUGCUACCCAUGUUGGUGUCUGUUAUUGUCUGCUCUUGUUAUUUAUAUCUUCACUCACAUCAUUCUUAGUUUGGUAAUUACCAUAUGAAAAGUACCAAUGAGCAUUACUUAAGACUGGAGUAGCAAGAGCAUGAGGAGGCGGGCCUUAUUUAUAGAAUAUCCACUUAAGAGUCAUUAUUAAGUUCAUUAUGAUGGUGUCUCGUUUCAAAGAGUAUGAGUAAACAAUAAAUAUAUAUAUUAACAUCAGUCUACUUGGAAAAUUUGUUUACAUAUUUUUCAUAUAUCAUUAGAUAUGUAUGGUAUAUAAUUAGAAGCACAUUUCUGAUUUCAGUGCAAAAAUUAUGUAACAUCUUAUCCAUGUAUGCAAUUAAAUGGGUGAGAGCCUUUUAUAAAUAAGGCCCUUUGUCAUGUGGUAGCAUAUCGGAGGCCGUGGCAUAUCAGGGGUUUGUAGCACUGAGGUUAUCUAUGCAUAUUAGCAAUCCUAACCAGGAUACAAAGCACCAAAGCAUAAAGUUUAAAAAAGUUAAAAAAAAAAAAAAAAAAAAAAAAAAA